Molecule: messenger RNA, 2458 nt
Organism: Haemorhous mexicanus (house finch)
Lineage: Eukaryota; Metazoa; Chordata; Aves; Passeriformes; Fringillidae
Gene: CREBL2
Product: cAMP responsive element binding protein like 2
Exons: 4
Coding region: 174-536 (120 amino acids)
Biological process (GO): regulation of DNA-templated transcription
Cellular component (GO): nucleus
Molecular function (GO): DNA-binding transcription factor activity
Source: RefSeq, a predicted model, not a curated record
CGCUGCCGCUCCCCUCAUCUGUAAACAAACAUGGCGGCGGGCGAUGGUGGCGGUCGCGGGCGGCCCUGAGGCUCUGUGAGCGCCGGUGUCUGCCGGGGCUGCAGGCGGGCGGUCAGCUCCGCCUGCUCCUCGAGCAGGGGCUGCGGCGAGGUGGAUCGGGGCUGGCGGCACACAUGGAUGACAGCAAGGUGGUUGGAGGCAAGGUAAAGAAACCAGGCAAACGGGGUCGUAAACCAGCCAAAAUAGACUUGAAGGCAAAACUUGAAAGAAGUCGUCAGAGUGCAAGAGAGUGCAGAGCCAGGAAGAAGCUGAGGUACCAGUACCUGGAAGAGCUGGUUUCAAGCAGAGAGCGAGCCAUCUGUGCUCUCAGAGAAGAGCUUGAAAUGUACAAGCAGUGGUGCAUGGCCAUGGACCAAGGGAAAAUCCCCUCGGAAAUAAAAGCCCUGCUAACUGGAGAGGAGCAAGGCAAAGCACAGCAGAACUCAACCAAACUUGCCAAGGCUGCAAAGACAGAGGCGAACAGCAGCAAUCCCUGAGUUUCUAACUUUACGUUUUUAAGGAUCACCAUGAAAACCACUUUUUCAACCAUAACAAUCUUCCCCCCUGUGCAUCAUUCUCAGGAGGCUGAUGCAGAACCUUCCACGCUGCAGCAGAGGUGGCUUGGGAGCUGGCAGGAGGAAGAAUGCUGUUCUGAAGAGUGGAUGCAUCCCCAGGUGCCGGGGAAAGGAUCCCAGUCUGUUCUCUUCUCUUUGCUCCUCCCCACAUGAAAUUCUUUGAUUAUGGUGUUCCUAAAGCUUUGUGGGUGGGGCUUUUAGAGCAGCAGGUGUUGGUGUAAGUGGAGCCUUGUUCUUCCUUUCGCUACACUGCCCUCCCCAAAUACAGCAAUGGCAGCUUUGGGGUGUUCCCAGCACAAGAGUGGGGCUGCUUUUAUAUCAGAGCCCAGAAUUAGGCUGGCUUUGUGUUUGGUGGUUAUGUGGUUGUUGACUGUUGUGGGAGUGUGGGAGGUUCUGUAAAAGAAAACCAAGAGAAGGAUCUCCUAACAGCUUUGCUAAAGCCAAACCCAGUAUUAUAGGUUGAGGAGAAGGAGCUGGAUCAAAAUGUUUCAGUAAGAUUUAUAGCAAUGUCAUUUGUAACCUAAAUGCAGGUGUUGCUCUUGUCAUCCAUCUUUAAUGCAGCAUGUCUUUUUUUUGACUGGGAUUCUUAAAGAGAUGCUAGAUACAUUUCCUGCUUGUCCUGGUUUAGAGCAAAUUUGGGAGGAAACUUCCAAACGGGUCCCUCUAGAGAGCAGAUUCAAGUGACCCCUCCCCCAGCUGGUUCAGGAAAAUAUUUCCUUGGAGAAAAGUAGAAAAAGUCUGUUUAUUUAACAAGCAAAGUAUUCACAAGCAUAAAAAGAUGAAUAAUAUUAAACAAUAAAACCUCUUGCUGCUCUGAAGAGAUGGCAAAUUCAGAAAGUCCUUUUCAUGGGGUGUGGUAGGCUCGCUCAGUCUCUUCUCCUCCUGUGCUGGAAAAUGCUCCAUCCCGGGCCCCGGGGGGCUACAGGCAUGAGCUCCUGGUGUUUUUCUGGGUUUUCAGCCCAGAGCAGGACCAAUGAGUUCCAAGAAAAAGAAAUGCCACAAUGUGGGGAACUUCUCUUCCUCAGCUAGCUAAAGAAGCUGACUAAAGGCAAAGGAGAGCUCUGUCCCGCUGUCCAUGCUGCAGACAGCACAGUCCAUGAGAGACAAUGCAGGGGAACAAGUACAGUCUCUGCAAACAAGCUGUGCUCUUCUUCUCCUGCCCCUCACUCUCAGAACCAGUCUUAAAGGUGCAGAACUUAAUAUCCAGCAUAAACUGAACAGACAACUGGGGCUACAAGCAUCAUAAAGUCACCCUAGGGCACCACUUCUGCCCAUCCUUCUUCCAUCAGGUGCAUUUUCCACAAGCUGUGCUCCUGGGAAGACAGUCAAGGCAUGUCCCUGCAGCCUGCUUCCAGCAGGGGAACAGCUGCCAUUCCCUCUCAUCCACUGUGCCCUAAUACCUUUCCAUAGCUCCUACAUUUUGGGCCCUAGUACCUCUCUGGACAGCACCUUAAUGUGAGUUCUGCUAUGCUGUCCUGGUUUCCCAGCCAAAGACAAUGCCAGGAACUGGUAGCAAGGAAAGCAAGUUGAAUCAGUUUGGUUUUGUAGUAAGAAAGGGGAUGGCAAAACUCUUGUGGGCUGAUGACCAAGACAUGUACUCAUCCCAGUUAUUGACAGAUAACCUGCCACUUUCCUCAGACUGCUCUUUCUCCUGGAUAUGCUUUUUGUAUUCAAAUGAUGCAAUGUGGAGAGUGGAGCUCUUGGGAUUUUCAGAGGGUGUUUGGCUUGCUUAUUCUGUUUUGUUUAUGACUGUGUCUUUCUCUGUAUUUUAUGAAAUGCAUGGAACAUUUUUUAAUCUUAUAUUUUCAUAAUUGUUUCAUAGAAUAAAUAUUAUAAUGAAUGAC